AAAAUGUAAAUAGUCUGUGGCGGUCCAUAAUGUUAUUUCCCAAAUGCAAUUUAUUAAUUCUACUAAUUGUCAACGCACAGUAUGUCAAAUCCAAAAAUUGUCGAGAUGACGGCCCUGUGCGGAUUGUUCUCUCCGAAGAGGGGGCCUCUGGUAAUAUCACUGAUGGAGACGAAGCAAUUAAUUCUGCGCAUUGUGAAUGGCUAAUAGAAAGAAAUGAAACUUCAUUACGCGGUGCUUCGGUGUCGGUGCAGGUUACUCAACUUGAGACAGAAUGUGGCUAUGAUAACGUUUUUGUUCAGGAAGUUGACCGACUUGGAAAUUUUCGCCUAAUUGGUGCUCUCAGCGGCCUUCGUGAAAAUAUCACGCUGACCUCGGACAGCGGAAAAUUACACAUUCACAUGUUUACGGACGUGAACUUUUUCCUCAAGGGAUUCAAUGCAACUUAUUCAAUUAAUAAAUGUCCUAACAACUGUUCUGGUCACGGGCAGUGUAAACCAGUGGAGUCUGGAGGCUACAAGUGUCAGUGUCAACAAUAUCCUGUGUAUGUUGGCAAAGAUUGUAGUUUUCGACAAUGCGCCGAGAAGUGUUGGGCGCAUAAAGCACAAGGAGAAUGUGCAAGAACCUUCGAUAAGUUUGGCCAAUCUAGACAGUUUUGCAAGUGCAAUAGUGGAAACAUCGGAGAAACUUGCUCCCUGAACUUGAAAGAAGGAGGCGAAGACAUUUGGUACAGACUCCAAUCACACAAGCCAUGGGAGUUCACUGGCCGGAUGUCAUCAGCAUCAGUCUACGUCAAAUCGGAUGCGCAUCCCAGCGAAGGUGCAAUAUAUGUCUUCGGAGGCUUCAAUCUGAGCUCAAUCAUGGAUGAGUUUCUCAUUUAUGAUUUCUCUCAAAAUCAGUGGCGCUCUGUGGAAUUUGGUGCUCACAAUGGGUUGAAACCUCCACCUACUAUGGGACACACAAUGACUGCUGUGGCUGUCAACGGGAAUCAUGAUUUGGUCAUAAUAGGUGGUCGCGGUGAUAAUCCGAGUGAACAUUCAAAAGAAAUUUUCUAUUUCAACACAGGUGACAAUAUUUGGAGGAUGUUGCCAAACAAGGGUCCCGAUGUUGCGUGGCAUACGGCAAACUUGGUCGGCAAAUGUCUGAUAUACAUUGUCGGUGGGCGCAGGAGUGAUUACUCAUACAAUGACGAAGUGCACAUUUUGGAUUGGUGUGACAACGACAAGAGGUGGAAGUUCAAUGUUAGAGUGAAUGGACUGAAGGCAUCUGUACUUCAGUUGGUGGGCCACUCUACAGUAUACGUGGAGAGAUACAGAUCUCUCUUCAUCUUUGGAGGCUUCACACCCAUAUCGGUCGAGGCAUCUGAGAGGAGAAACAAUCUGUUCGUGUUCAACACAGAGCAGAAUUUCCUGUCUGAGUGGGCCACUGGACAUCAGACGGAGGCUGCCAGACCCCCCAGUAUGGCUUACCACACUGCCACAGUGCUCGGAAACUACAUGGUCAUUUUUGGGGGGACGGCCUACUCGCACAAACGAAAGAGAGACCGCGGAGCUGAUGACAUGUGCUAUGGAAAUGAACUCUACUUUCUACACUUGGACUGUGUUUUGUGGACCGAUAAAUCUAAUCUUUCGCCCUCAGACAAAGUCUAUGCCUUCGAGGACGCAAAAUCGAAAUUUGCGGAUAUUUCACCCAUUGAAGACAGGGGUCCCCCUCUGAGUUUGAAUGACCAGAGAGCCCUGACGGGACUCUACGACCAUUUGUCGAUUCAGUCGAGACCUCCGAGCAAGCGAUAUGGUCACAUGAUGUUGAAUUUGACUGAAAAUGUACUUCUGGUGAUCGGAGGAUUCGACGGGACUCCUUUAGGAGAUAUGUAUGCAUUCAAGAUGUUUAACCCGGGAGUGGAACCCGUUUUCGUGCGAAACCACUUCCGAUCUAACAGUGACGAGGACCAGGUGUCGGAACUGGUGGUGCCCUCGGAUACCUCAUCUGGUGGAAGUGGGAGUCCCUGUACGAAAGUGAACAACGAGCAGGAGUGUCUAGGUCACCCUGAGUGUGCUUGGUGCAGAAACAAGAAGGGAAUGGGAAUCGAUAGUUGUCUACACAGAAACUCAAAUCCAAAGCAAAUUUGUGGAUCUGAAGACAACUUCCUGAGGAGCUACUGUCCAGGCGUCUGUUCUGCUCUGACAGACUGUCAAUCUUGUGCUUUAUGGGGCUCAGGGCAGGUCAACCAGGUGAGCUGCGGAUGGUGCGCCCACACACGGAAGUGCAUGCCCAAAAACGAAAUAGCGGCGUGCAUCAACGAUGCCGAAAUUGAACAGUGGAAUGGAUACCUGAAGAUGAACAAAGAUCCGAUGACUAACCAAGUUCCCUUCAUAGAUUCAUUCGACUCCUGUCAGAAAGCGGAAAACUUCAGAGGAAUUAUUCUGGAGGAGCGGCAAUACCCUCAGAACGAGCAUUUACCUCACGGCGUUUACUUUCUGACCGACAGCGAAAGAUACCAAAAAUUUAUGGCUGAGAGGUUACUGCGACUUCCUAAAGAUAUAUGGGGCAGUGUGAAAAACGAAGGAAACCAAGAAGACGUAAUAGUUUACAGCACUUCGUUCAACGUUUCUUUUCAAACUAAACAAAGAGACGAGAAAUUCCAGCUGGAUGUGGUGACAACUCGAGCUCUGAAGUCGGCUUUUGAAAUUUCGAACGAACAAGGUUACUCGGCAUCAACUCAAUGUAUCGGUGACUCAUCAGAGGACGUGGAGUGCCUAACAAAAGCGAUCGAAGCUUACUCAGACGUGAAAAUUAAUUAUGAGUACAAACUAAAGCCCCUAGAAAUCGAAGGCCAACGUUCAGGUUUCACAAUGGGUCUUAGGAUAAUAGGGAAAAAAGACAAAAAGUUUGAACUGAUUCCUAGUUCCUACAUCUUCCCGGCUGUUUUGUGGACCCAAGAAGAGUGCGAGUCGCAGAAAUCCUGUUUUGCAUGUCUUCGGAACCCGGCUUGUGGCUGGUACUCUUCGAGUGAUAGACCAGUGGAUGCACAGUGUUAUCAUAAAUCUGGAACAAGUAAAACCUUAGUUAUCGCUCCGGAACAUUGUGUGAAUUGUUCCGACUUCACAUCUUGUACGUCUUGUGUUGACAUGGAAAAUAACCAACAGUGUAUUUGGUGGCAACAAGAUGCUGUGUUGAUAAAGGGCGAACAUCCGAGAUGCAUUGAGAAGCCACCUGUUGAUAGCUCUAUUGCAGGUGAAAACCCAACGAGAGCAGACCAAUGUCACAACCCGUGCACCGAACGCAAAACAUGCGGGGAUUGCACGAGUAAAAAAGACCCCUCAUCCCACUGUGCGUGGUGUGACGACCCUCCCGUUUGUUUCCCUUUCCAAUCGUACCUGACAUCGUUCCCAUACGGAUCCUGCAAGUCCUGGGUGGACUCGAGUCUCGGAGAUCAUCAAUCGAAGCAGCUAUGUAAAAGCUGCAGCGAGCAUACCACGUGCGCGGACUGUGUUGCUCAGUUUGGAUGUGGAUAUUGUUACAGCGACACAAGUGGUGUUUGUGUUUCGGGAAACUUCUUGCCUGGCGAUUCGAACCAGAACGCGUACUGUCGUGCACGUCUCCCAAGGUUGAAAAAUGUUUGGAAUUAUACGUACAAUGCGUGUCCAGUUGAGAAUUGUUUGAAAACUGGCUGUGAUAAACCAUUUUCAUGUGAGAGAAGCGAAGAGAACGCUGAAGAUUAUGAAUGCAGAUGUCCAACCGGUACAACUUUGAGUAAAGAUGGAACUUCUUGUGAAGAGACGUGCGAUCCUCUUUGUAUUCACGGCGUGUGUGUCGAAGUGGAUCAAAGCUACAAAUGUAAGUGCUUUCAAGGGUACACAGGGAAGGACUGCAACAGAGAUUGCGGGUGCAACAAGCGGGCAAAUUGCACAAGCGUGGGACGGUGUGGACAGUGCGAAACUGGAUACAAAGGAUCCAGAUGUGACCAAUGCGACGAAAUGUACUUCAAAAGUGAGAAAAGCGACAAGUAUGCUACGGUGUGUCAACCGUGCGAGUGUAACGGACAUGGAGUUGGAUGUGACGCAAGCGGUGAGUGUACGUGUGUGAAUAACACUAUCGGUCGGAACUGCGAAAAAUGUGCGGAGAGCUAUUACGGAGAUCCGAGAAAUGGAGGAAUUUGUUAUAAAGGAUGCUCUAGCGGUCAAGCAGUGUUGACAAAUACCCAGGGUAUAAUUUACCUCGGAUCCAAAGGUGGAAGCGAAAUAACAAAUGCGAAAAAUAUGUCUUCUUGUAUUUGGAAAAUUACACACAGCAAACAAUCUGGAUUGCAAGACAAACAACCUUCUUUUACUCCGUGGAUGGUUCUGAAAAUAACACGAAUUAACGUUCUCUGCAAUUACCAAUUUGUGAAUGUGUAUGACGGUGAACCAAGUAACGUUCACGGCAUCAAUGGUGACUCGUCAUCUCUUGACGACUCACCAUCCUCACGACCUUCGUCGUCUGUUUCGGCGAGUUCCUCUCGACUCCUCGGAUCUUUUUGUGGUCGAACGACCUCUGAUCAAACUCCGGAGCGUGUAGUUAUUGCUAAAUCGGGAGUGAUGACUAUUGUCUUCAAUACAAAGAAGCGUGAGGGUACUGGUACCAAUGCAUUGCAGUUCUUCGAAGCCGAACACACAGUAUUGACUGCUCCUUGCCCUGAUAAGAAACACUUCAAAGAGACCUCAGGCUCAAGUGCGUCUGGAAGUUCAAUAUGUACAUGUGCUGAUGGUUGGGGAGGUCAUCUUUGUAGAGUUCCAUUGUGUGAUAAUUCUGCUGGACGCCCAUGCGCUAAUGGCAAAAUAUGCCUGCCUAGUGGAUUGUGCGACUGUUGGCCGACUUACUUUGGCUCAAAUUGUACAGAAGAAAUCAAAGAACCUCCAGAAAUCCGAAGGUUUGAAGUCAAAACUUCAGACAAGUUUGCGAUGUAUAACUUGGAGUAUGAUGAUCUUUUGGAAGACGCCGAAGGAAACUCUGAGAAAGCCAGAAGUGGUCAUAGCAUGGUCGCGCUGUCUAACCAGAUCUUCAUAAUUGGCGGGAAUCUCGCUAAGUCACCAACGUCCCCGCCAAGAAUAAUGACCUUCAACACAAUUGAAAGAACUUUAGAUUUCUUCACCAACGCUGGACUGCACAACAAUAUACACUACUCACUUUCUGCGGCUGCUAUUGUAGAGGAGAAAUCGGUACUCAGUGCAGAAAGUAGUAUGAACAAAAAAGUCAAUGCUGUUUUUAUUUACGGAGGAUUUGGUAGCGGGCUGUCAAUCAGUGGAAGCAUGCAAGUACAAUAUUUGGCAGAUGUCGGAUCUAGCUCAAUCACAGACUCCUCGAUGUCGAUGAAUUACGUCGAGGUUCCCAAUUGGGUUCCGAAGUUAGUGGGACACACGAUGACCGCGGCCAAACUUCCGAAAAGCUCCGAACAAAGCAUACUUUUGAUCAUCGGUGGAUACUCGCCAGACGAAGGAUACAACAAUAUGACUAUUCUAUAUCACGUGGACACUAGUAAAUUCGUAGCGCUACAACUUAAGGGUGAUUACCCUCUAGGAAUAUACUGCCAUUCCACUGUAUAUUACAGAGACGCGGAAGCGUUCUACGUUUACGGAGGCAUGUUGUAUGAUACGUGGGGAUCUCAAAAAGUAGACCUAAGUCGCACGUUAUUUUUGGUCACUAUUGAGAGUCGGAGUGCCGAUUUGUCUGAGUGGAAAGCAGUUUGGACCAUUAUAAAACCGAAAGACGGAAGAACACCACCAAAAAUGAUGUUGCAUAAAUCUGUGGUCGUCAAUGAUUACAUGGUAGUGCUAGGAGGAAGAACGCAUGAUCAUGACUUUACUAACAAAACGUAUAUUUACCAACUGAAGUGUAAUACAUGGAUGAUUCCGGGUGUAAAUUUACCGAGUGAUAGUUUCGUUAACUUGGGUUUGUGGGAACCUGUCAUCGGUCACGACGCAGUUGCUAUUGGAAACAAAAUUUACAUUUUCGGGGGUUUCAACGGUCGCUAUCUUUCGAGAGUCGUUAGCUUACUAAUGCCUCUGGAUAUCUGCAACUUGUUAAGUACCAAAAGCUUUACCUCCACCGGACGACGCGAAUCUAGUUCAGUUGCAAUGGACAGAUGCUUCAAGGUGUCAGGGUGUAUGUACUGUUCUGAAGACCAGUCUUGCAAACGUUACGAGCCAGGGAAUCGAAAGUGUAUGCCGAACCGUGAUUCACUUAGAGGGACAAACGCGUGUCACUCUUCGAUUGCGAACAGUAAAGUGAACUUGAAGCCGACCUGCGAGGCACUAACGAGUUGCACUGAAUGUCUAGCCCCGGAUCCUUUCUCAAAAGCACCUUCACCUUGUCAUUGGUGUAAAAAGUGUCAAAUGCAGCGAUGUAUUUCAAAAGGACUGUCGUGUAAUUCGCUCCAGGUGACUUGUGAAAAUAAUGACUUCACAACCUAUUCAUCUCGAGAGUUUUGUCCGGAGCACAAUGUGUGUGUUGCUUCGACGUGCUCUCAGUGCAUGGCAAUUCAAGAUCGACAGCAAGAAUCCAACGACAAAAGAUUAGAGUGUAUUUUCACACAAAAUGCAAGGAGUGAGUCAAAUUACGAGGGCUCUAAGCAAGUGAUCAAUGCGAAUCCAAUUUUUGACUGGAGUUGUCAGAAAUACUACAGCCAGAUUGGAAUUGUGAGACAGAAUCUGGGCGACUAUACCAAGUUUGGAGGAGCAACCACCCUAGAGACUUGUCCGAGGAGGUGUUCCGAGUACCUCGACUGCAAAUCGUGUCUGGACUCUCGCGGGGGAUCUGACUCGGGCUGGAGGAGUUGCUUCUGGGCUACUGGACUAGACAGGUGCAUAUCUCCGACUUUUGAGCCAGUUUUGUGUUUGGACGGAGUAUGUGACAUGGUUGUCCGCGGAUCGGCCGACCAGUGUCCGAAACCAUGCGAGUCAUUCUCUCGAUGUAUCGAUUGUGUCAAUAUGCGUCACUGUGGUUACUGUUCACUUCAGAGUUCUAACCCAGAAAUCGGAGGUCGAGGUAUUUGUCUAGCCGGUAACUUAGAUGGACCCAAUUCGGAAGGUGGUAGAUGCACGAGUGAUUCGGUGAUUUCGGCUUUCAUCCAAGAACGAGACGAGUCCUCACAUCCGGGAGGUCACGGAGGCUUCUCACCGAUUGGACAGCUUCCCGGUGAGUUCGACGGACUGUCGGGACAUCAGUGGGGAUACCAGUCGUGUAGCGAUGAAAAUGAGUGUCGAAAUGGACACCACGAUUGCGACUUAGAGCGAGAAGUUUGCGAGGAUUGCAAGCGAGACAAAGAAGCUUGUCCUCUUGGGUACCUGUGUCAGUGUAAAGACAAGUACAAGAGAAAUGAAAAUACUAAAUUAUGCGAGCCCCAGUGUGAUCCCGAAUGCGGACCCCACGGAGCUUGUUCAGCGCCUGACGUGUGUGAUUGUGACUUCGGGUAUGCGGGAGAUAGAUGUUUGGAGAAAUGCGCUUGUAACGAGAACAGUAAUUGUGACAUCAAGAAACCCAUCGAAGAUCCAAAGUAUUGUACCAAAUGUCUUUUCAGUACGAAUUCAGAAGAAACAAAAUGCAGCCAAUGUAAUGCGACGUAUUACGGAGUUGCCACCAACUUACAAGUACAGCCCCAGAGUCGUUGUAAAAGUUGUCUCGAUUUAUGCAACAACAAAACUUCAAUUUGCUACUGGGACAACUUAAAACAAGAUGAAUCCAAAAUUACCGUGGAAUCGUUCACGUCAUUCGUGGGCAACGAGGGGCCGAGCACGGACUCGAAAGAAGAACUGAAAUGCUACGGGUGCUCAGACAACACGGAAGGACAGCACUGUGAGAAGUGUAGGGCGGGAUAUAGGAAGAAGAAACAGAGCGCCAAUCUGUUCACUUGUGUGCUGUGUAAUUGUAACUACCAUGGUGCGAGGAACAACUCAUGUAGCGAGGACGAUGGAUCUGCAUGUCAGUGUACAGGUCACACCAGAUCCCCAGAGCAAUGUGACAAAGACCCCAAGUGUAGAAUACAAAAACAGUGUUCUCUGUGUGACCAAUCGGAUCCUAAAGCCCAGUACAUAGGGAGUGGCGUGGACGGACAGCAAUGCUAUCGGAAGAUGCACUCGACAAGCAACACAUACUUUCUAGAUCCAGACAACUCCGAGUACUUCAUGUCCACCGAGGAGUCCGAAUACGAUGUCCACGAUCUAUCGCCAGGACAAGCUGCGUUCUUCCAUGUUCAGCCCAAGUACAGAAACGUUAACAUAAGAAUCACAAUUGAAAUCUCGUAUGGAUUGGUUGACGUGUACCUAACUAAAAGCUCGAAAAUAAUAAGAAUGCGCAGUUCCUCGCAGACUAGUCCCAACGUGGAUCAGAUCUCGCUCUUAGACCCUCUCAACGAUAAAGUCCAGUUUGCAAAGCUAGGGCCAGUUGCUUCAAAUGAAAUUGAAACCGGUAAAGAUGCGAACAAGUCUGCGGUUUCGAGAUCGAGACGCUCCACCCUCACACUGGUAUCUGAUGAAGAGAAUGAACAAUUGAGUUCGGAAGUGAAAAUAGCGAAAAGUGAAAAGCAGUCUCAAAUUUUAGAGGAAGAGCAAGUUUUCUUUUACAGGGCAAAUCAGUCCGGCGGAAAGCGAGAUCUAUUCGUUCGAAUGCAGCACGAGAACUCCAUUUUGUACGGUCUCAACAUAUCGGGUCGUUUUGUUAUCGAACUACCUCAUGAUAAAUUUGUCUUCAAUCAGAAUCGAUUCUUUAUUGCUGUGCACAAUGCUCAGCCAGUCGAAAAGGCACACGGAAUAAUAUAUCAGCAGCAGUUGCACAAUAGUUGGAGGGUGGUUCAUAUCCUUACCAUUCUGAUAGUGUGCUGUAUACUAACAGUGUUUUUAACAGUAGUCGUGUAUUGCAUUUAUAUAAGAUUGUCACAACCAGAAGGAUUCGUGAAUCCGAAUCGUCACGGCCGAAAUUUGUACUCGGCAGCGUCGCCUUUCGGAUCUGGAAGUCCGUUCGUCCCUGUCGAUUUCCUCUUCAGCGAAUAUAAUUUCCAGUCUCAACCGGUUUCGAAUAUUAUACCACGAAGUGGUAAAAACGCACAGCGAUAUUUCACUGUUGAUUCAAGAAUGAAAAAUAAAUACACGCCGUCAAUUAUUGGCUAUCAAAUCUUAAAAAAGAACGACAAGAUGCGAGUGGGAACUGUCAUGUUUGAACUACCAGGUAAAAACUUCAAUCUAUGCUUUGGGUCUGCAGUCAUUUCAGUGUGCGAUAAGUUCCCGAUCAUCGAAACAAUUCCAAAUACUCCCAGUAUGACAAUCAGCCGGAAGAGCAACACACUAGGGAACCCCUCGGCAGCCAGUUCCACUCUUUCUUUUAUGGGUCAGAACCCGAUCUACAAUUCAACGAUCUCUACUCCGCACCAUGCAAGCACACUUUCACAUGCAUUUGACCCUCCUUUAAAGAAAGGUCAUGUCAAGAACUCAUAUCUGACAGUUGACCUUCCCCCUGUACAUGGAGGAGCAUCGCCUUCGAGACUCCAACAGCAAGUACCUGCCCAAAUGUUCCUACAAGGAGCUGGACUUCAAUCGGGCUCUAUCUCAACCUUGACAAAUCGACAGAAUCAAAAGAGGAAAGAGAAGUCGUUCAAUGGGGGUUUUCACAACGCAGAUAGUCCAUUGGGACUGGGUGGUCCAACUGGAGGCAAAGGGUUCAACCAAACUCCGUCUCCUAAAAGUAACGUCUUCUCCAAAUUGGCCUUGGAUCGAUAGAAAAAAGCGCAUUGGCUUGCUAAGAAAUGCCGACGAUUUUUAAGCUUAAACAGCAGGACUCUUUUUGCAUGUAUAUAAAUUGUAAAUUAAAAAUCGGUUGCCGAUUUUUCAAUGCCUUAUCAUUUCUUAAAGAAACGCAAUUUUAGUAAGACUAUUUUGCUAACUGGUUAUGGUUUUUACGAUGUCCUAACUGCCUACUAACAGUCUUUAAUUUGCAAUGAAAUAAUUUGUUUAUAAUCAUAUUGACCCAUUAUCAUUUCUAAAUACUCAAUUUGAUACUUAAUUUGCAAUGAUUCAUUUCCCGUAAUUCUUGCUGAGCAAGACUAAUUUAUGAUGAAAUAGUGCAGUGAAGUCAGAGUGCUUUUUUCUGUUCAGAUUUAUAAUUCGAAAGCGGUCCCAUAAAUUGUUUCAAAUAAUCAUUCAAAAAAUAGAUUAGAAAGGCAUGAUUUUCUAUAAAUACGAUUAUAGCAGUGCAAUAAAUUC
Molecule: messenger RNA, 10226 nt
Organism: Symsagittifera roscoffensis
Lineage: Eukaryota; Metazoa; Xenacoelomorpha; Acoela; Convolutidae
Product: multiple epidermal growth factor-like domains protein 8
Exons: 16
Coding region: 30-9743 (3237 amino acids)
Molecular function (GO): protein binding
Source: RefSeq, a predicted model, not a curated record